Molecule: messenger RNA, 2267 nt
Organism: Folsomia candida
Lineage: Eukaryota; Metazoa; Arthropoda; Collembola; Entomobryomorpha; Isotomidae
Exons: 7
Coding region: 448-2151 (567 amino acids)
Source: RefSeq, a predicted model, not a curated record
ACUCCAGCGAAUAGUUUUAUCAAGUUUUUUAUAGUUCAUACGAUAUUUAGUGUACAUAUUUAGUUUUAACGAUUAUCAUCAUGGCAGGGUAAGCAAAUUACUCAAUUGGUUCCAGGUCCUGACUUGUACUUUUAAUUAAUGCUUUAACUUAAUUGUUUCAGGGGGUUCAUUUGUCCUCAAUGUAAGAGAACCUUUAGUCAGCAAAGCAGUUUGACACGCCAUUUACGACGACGGAAAAACGGAAAGUGUCCUCGCUUCGAUCCAGCUGUAACGGUCGAUGGUGUGUCAAGUUAUCCAUGUAUAGUAAAGGAUUGUCCACAAGUGUUCACCACGUCUGACGAGCGAACCCUUCAUUAUAAACGUGAUCACACGACGUCAAUAAGAAACGGUGAGCAACCCAACACGUGGAAAUGUGACAGCUGUGACGUAUUCUUUUGUGAUGCACAAAUGCUUAGAUAUCAUAUGUCACUCCAUGGCGCUAAUUCAAAUUUUGAAGCCUUCCAGAAGAAAAUACAUAGGACUGGGGAGCUGCAGGAGGAUGGCACAAUAAAGUACUUUUGUGACUAUGAGAAUUGCGACAAAAGUUUCUCCAGCUCCAGCAAACUAAACAAACAUCACAACAUAAGUCAUGCCUUGGUACCACUGCUUACUCCUCUGGGAAAGAGUUUCAAGACACGACGCUCUCCACUAAUCUCUGGGCAUAGUUUUACGUUGAGAGAACUUCUUCCCAGAAACCUGGCGCAUUCGAAAUUCGAAGCAGAACAAAAAUGGAUAUUCGAGUGGUUAACUGCUCGAAUGGGGCAAGUAGUCAAAAACCAUGCUGCGCGAGGGUCCUACGUGUACAUUGUCGGGGUGCUGGGUCCUAAAUAUCACCAGGGUCUGGAUGUUUUGACAUUCAUUAAGGAAAACCCGGACCAGCUAAGUCUCUAUUUUGGCAGGAGUUCGGGCGCCUCUUCUCCGGAUAUCAAUCCUUACCAUCGAAUUCUUGACUCCCCCCUUUUCCAACCCGACCCCACCUGCCCUGGCCGGUUCCUGGAAGUUGUUUUAUUUGGACGCAAAUUUGUAGAAGGAACUUUUGAAGAACGAACAAAUCUAUUUCGUCAAAUAGAAGCGAGAUACAUUGAAUUGGCUUUAAACGAUGCAGAGUUUGAACCAGCCCCUGGCAUCCCCCAAUACAAGAUUUUGAAUCAAAGAAGAGAGCGCCAUGAGAUGAUGGAUUUACCCGAUGGGAAGAUCCGGAAGGAGAUCAAGCACAGUGUUAGAGGAGUGACUUUUCUGUGUCUUAAAGAAGAAUGUGAUGAUCCAAAGUGUUUCGCCUAUAUACACCCUGACUGGAAGGCUGACUUGAAAGUCGAUAUGUCAAAACGUCGACGAUCCGCCGAGGAGGAAGAUGACUCCACGGAGGAACAAAUGGAGGUUGAUGAGCCAGAACCUGGAACCGGUGACGAAAUGGAGACGAGCGACUCUGAUAACGAUGACUGGAUUGAUAGUCAACCAGAACCUGGCGCCGUUACUGUCAAACUCCCUCGCCCCAUGAACCCACAGGACAUCGAGGUGGAGGUGGAUCGUCGAUUCAAAGAAUUUAAAGAGAAAGUGGCCAGCUUUGACCCCUCCCACACGGUCUAUACUGUAAUCACAACGGACAACAACGAUUUUGAUCCAUCGAAGAGUGCACCCGAAAUAUGCAAACAGGUCAUCACCAGACAGAAGGAAGAUCUGCACAUUGGAGACUAUACGGGGGUAAACAGCACAGAAAAGGAGGCCGAAUAUCAUUCGAAUAAUCCACGUAGCAGUUUGAACACAUCCAUCAACAACAACCGAACGGGCAUCCGCAUCGCGACACAGAACUUUGCAACCAGGGUCCUGGCGAGAAAGGCGGAAGCACUUCGUUUGCUCCACAGCUUCCUUCACAUGAGGUUUAGAGCAAACGGGAUCAACUUUGACAUAAUCAAUCAGCGUAUGGAGUGGCAGUGGCUUGCCUUGUGCUCCGAAGAGGAGAUCAAACGGUGCAUCCGGUUGGCGUGGCUGGGCAUUCCACCAGUGGUAUUUGAGGAACUUUCGGAAGACUGCAAAUUUGAACACGGAGAGUAUCCUGUAAAUUUGUGUCGCCAGGUGCUGGUCGGAAAAGUAGAGAAAAUUGAUGUCAACUAACUUGUUAUUCUUCUAUAAGUACAAAAUGAAUUAUUUAUUAACCUUUGUUAUUGGUUUUUUGUUCUCGCGCACCGAUUUUUGUUGGAAUAAAUACUUUAUUUAGUUGUAAAACUAUG